Molecule: messenger RNA, 3188 nt
Organism: Archocentrus centrarchus (flier cichlid)
Lineage: Eukaryota; Metazoa; Chordata; Actinopteri; Cichliformes; Cichlidae
Gene: araf
Product: A-Raf proto-oncogene, serine/threonine kinase
Exons: 16
Coding region: 252-2087 (611 amino acids)
Biological process (GO): protein phosphorylation; MAPK cascade
Cellular component (GO): mitochondrion; cytosol
Molecular function (GO): ATP binding; MAP kinase kinase kinase activity
Source: RefSeq, a predicted model, not a curated record
CCAAUGACAGAACGCGCCUGCAGAAGUUGACCAAUCAGAACAGAGCAUUUGUGGAGUUUUUCCGCUUUCCCCUGAAGUUCUUGACAGAUUCGCCUUCAGAUUGAGAAAAUUCAAGAUGGCCGUUACAGGUUCUAGGUAAAGGGCUCACUCCUCUGGACUCCACUGUGCAUGAAGCUCUCCUGAGAGUUUGGUGUCAAAGUGCUGUGUCUGUCUCCCCCCUGCCCUCCCUCAACUCCCUCCUGCCUCCCACCAUGUCCUCCACCUCCUCCUCCUACUCCUCCUCAGGGGAGACCAGUCCAGAGGAUCCACCCCGAGGUGGGGGAACCAUUCGAGUCUACCUCCCCAACAAACAGAGGACAGUGGUGAAUGUCCGCCAAGGACAGACUGUGCAUGAUAUUCUCGAUAAAGCUCUCAAAGUGAGAGGCCUGAGCCAAGAGUGCUGUGCUGUAUUUCGCCUUCUAGGAGGUCGAAAGAGACUGACAGAAUGGGACACAGAUAUAACUCCUCUAAUUGGAGAGGAGCUUUUAGUCGAGGUCCUGGAUGAUAUCCCCCUCACCAUGCACAACUUUGUACGUAAAACCUUCUUCAAGCUGGCUUACUGUGAUUUUUGCCACAAGUUCCUUUUUAACGGCUUCAGAUGUCAGACAUGUGGCUACAAGUUUCACCAGCACUGCAGUAGCAAGGUCCCUACGGUGUGUGUGGACAUGGAUACAAUAAGAGAGCGCUGUGAUCCCAGUCCCUGCCCAGAUGGAUACCCACAGAUAAUAUUGCCAGAAAAUUCCCCCACCCAGAGCAACCCAGCCUUAACCCCAGAGCCUUCUGGAAUGGGCCACCUUUCCCCGUCCCCAUCCUCAACCUUUCACUUCCCCAUGUCGGGCGGAGAUGGUCAGUCUCUACAGAGGCAUCGCUCCACCUCCACUCCCAAUGUUCAUAUGGUCAGCACAGUGGACCCUACUGCUGCCAGCAUCAUAGAGGAAGUAGUAAAGUUCAACAACACAAUAGGUCCUGAACCCUCACCUAAGCCCUCCACCAGCCCACCCUCUUCUUUUGGCUCUCCAGGGAAGAGACCACCAAAGUCCCCUUCGGAACACAGGGAGCGCAAGCCUUCCUCAUCUGACGACAAAAAGAAAGUGCACCGAGGAGGCAACAGAGAUUCAAGUUACUACUGGGAGGUCCACUCUCGAGAAGUCAACAUCCAAAAGAGAAUAGGUUCUGGCUCCUUUGGAACUGUCUACAAGGGAAAGUGGCAUGGAGACGUGGCAAUCAAGAUCCUCAAAGUCAAAGAGCCAACGCCUGAGCAGUUACAGGCCUUUAAAAAUGAAAUGCAGGUCUUACGGAAGACCCGCCACGUCAACAUCCUGCUGUUCAUGGGCUUCAUGACUAAGCCUAACUUUGCCAUCAUCACACAGUGGUGUGAAGGCAGCAGCCUGUAUCGCCAUCUGCAUGUCUUAGAGACCAAGUUUGACACUAUGCGUCGCAUUGAUGUGGCCAGACAGACUGCACAGGGCAUGGAUUAUCUUCAUGCAAAGAACAUAAUUCAUCGAGAUCUGAAAUCAAACAACAUUUUUCUCCAUGAGGGCUGGACUGUUAAAAUUGGUGACUUUGGCUUGGCCACAGUGAAGUCUCGAUGGACUGGCUCUCAACAGGUAGAACAACCCAGCGGAUCCAUUCUCUGGAUGGCUCCUGAGGUGAUCCGAAUGCAGGACAGCAACCCAUACACGUUCCAGUCAGACGUAUAUGGCUACGGAGUAGUUCUGUUUGAGCUGAUGUCAGGAACCCUGCCUUACUCCAAUAUCAACAACAGAGACCAGAUAAUCUUCAUGGUUGGACGUGGUUACUUGUCUCCGGACCUCAGUAAGCUGUAUAGUACCUCACCCAAAGCAAUGAAGAGGCUCAUCGUUGACUGCCUGAAGUUUAAACGUGAAGAGAGGCCCCUUUUUCCACAGAUUCUGGUAGCCAUUGAGCAGGUUCAAGACUUGAUGCCGAAAAUUGAGCGGAGUCGCUCUGAGCCGUCGCUCCAUCGGGCCGUCCAUGCCGAGGACCUGAACCCCCUCCUGUUCCACACCACCAGGCUCGUGCCCCUCUAAGCUCUCCGCAGCACCCAGCAGAGAGGCCGUCAUCGUCCAAGACCGCAGCAUUCCGAUGCUUCAGAGAGGCCACACCUGGCUGUUCUCCACCACUGCAGAGCUGUGGAGCUGCAGCUCUCAGCAGCAAAACUCAGUAAAAAAAAAAACAAAAAAAAAACUGUAGAAGUUAUCUUAGUCUGACAGUGAAUCAUCUUUUUAACAAAUGAUGCGCACACGCCCAUCAGGUGAAAGAAAGGCCUUCUUUUUGUAGACGUAUGUUAAAAUGUCUCAUCUGGCCAGCUGAGAAUGUCCAUCAACAUCUUGACUUGUUUUUGACUCUCAGACCUGCUUUGGGGUUUGCUCAGUUGUUCUAAAGAAACCGUAAAACUCACAUGGUUUGCACAUACAUUGCAAAAAGAGUCUAAUUCAGACCUUUGAGGAGCACUGUAAUCAUAGCCAAAAACUUAAAUCAGCCAUAGAUCUGGAGCUACUGGUUCAGGUCACAUGAACUGCUUACAUACAUCAUGCUCAGCAGUCAUGUGCCCCUUUCACUGUGAUGCAGCAUAAAUGGAUUGGAGACCUGAGAUGUAAAGUCUGUGAUUUGAAAACAAAUAGACCUGUCUUGGUAUGCUUUGUAAAGGACUGGACAUUUUCCCCCAGGGUGGACCUCAGUAUUUACUGCUUCUACACAUAUUUCCACACCACAAUGACAAUGUCUGUGAGGAGAAAGUGAAAUAAAACUCAUACUUUAAAAAUCCCAGAAAAGGAACUGGCAAUUUGAGAUGCUGAACUGUGCAAAGAAGUUUAGUAAAAAUACUAGUUGCCUCAUUGAAACUGUAAUGGUCUUUCCCUGUACAUAAAGCAUAUCAGUAAGGCCUGAAUGUGGAGAUUUUCUUCCACUAAUGGAAAACAAAACAUAAAUAUCUUUUUAGGGUAGAUGUUCCUCAAGUAGGACCUUUGAAAUCACUAAAUUCACCUGAGGAUCAAGUUUCCAUUGAUGCUGUGUUGAACUGGGGAAAAAGGGCCUGGCAGAAUUGGCUGCAUCUCCACAUUAAAACAUGUCUAGUAGUAUACUACUGUUUGAGGUUUGAAAGGUAUUUAAUUCCUCAAAUCCUGUGUUUA